This is a messenger RNA of Metopolophium dirhodum (rose-grain aphid), 801 nucleotides long. RefSeq lists its product as uncharacterized. The transcript has 4 exons. The coding region runs from base 239 to 751 and encodes 170 amino acids. NCBI's taxonomy places the organism in Eukaryota, Metazoa, Arthropoda, Insecta, Hemiptera, Aphididae. The record is from RefSeq and is a predicted model, not a curated record.
AUAGGUUAUGUUAGCGUCAAUUUAAAUUCAUGUAAUGUGAUUUUGCUGUUGUACCUGUAUGUCCAUGUUUUAGCAGGUUUCUAUAAUGUAAGGCUAUGGCCAUUUGUAUACUUAAUUAUUGAAGUAGUGGUAAAAAUCUGUGUAUAAAAGACAGAGGGAAUUCUCUAAUAUUCACCAGUCUUCAAGAUUUCAUCCCAGGACAAGAAGCUCAGUUCAACAGAAAUACUACCAAAAUAAAAUGUCGUACCGUACAAUUGCUUCAACUGAUUCAGAGAAUGAACAUUUUAGCGAAUCAAUUGAUAUAAGACCAUCUUUUUCAAAAACAAAACCUGGAUCAAAACGUUCUGCAGAAAAAACAAGUGUUAAAAAACCUAUGAAAAAGAAGCAGAAUAAAAUGAAUGCAUCAUACAGAGAUAAUAUCAGCGAACGCUUGAGAUCAGAAGAUUUUGAUGUUGAAGUAUUUAAUUCGCUAACAUUCAGACAAGGAGAUGGCGUUGUGACAAUAAAGACGCCUUUUGAAGAAAAAGGAAAGGAUCUUUGGGUGCUAAGUCAUUAUAAGGUUACUAACAUCGAGAAUGUACCAGUAAAGGACAGAUGGAAGUUCAGUGAAGCUACUGUUAGAUUGUACACGACCGACGAAUCAAAAGAUCAAACACUUCAUACUGGUCUUAAUGAGACAAUGCAAAUUAUAUUUGAUAAAUUACUAACCGAUCCAAAGCGUCAAACUAUUAAAAGCAAGACGGUUGUUUGAUUAUUAUACGGAAAAAUGAGUUUCAUUUAAUAAAACAAAAUAUUAUUAUA